Protopolystoma xenopodis is the source of this 294-nucleotide messenger RNA. The record is from the annotation of a GenBank genome assembly. NCBI's taxonomy places the organism in Eukaryota, Metazoa, Platyhelminthes, Monogenea, Polystomatidea, Polystomatidae.
AUGUUCAACUUUGGACAUUCCGUUUGCAGCGAGCUCUAUCGAUACCAACUUUCUCUCAAUUCCUGUGACUCUGGCCUUCAGACCACAGUUGCUUCCUCAACCGCUGCUUUAGGCCCGCUGGACAUUCACUCUUCUGGCAAUUCAGUGUCUAGUCCUGCCACUGCCGCAUCUGCAUUUGUGGCUACCAUUUCGGCCAAUAUCAUCGCUGGUGGUCCUCAACGAUCCAACCCUUCUCCACUUUACGGGGGCAAUGUACCAGGACAUUCGGCGGCUAGCUUUCAUCCAGAACUCUAG